AGCGUCCAAGACUGCCGACUUUCAGUUCGCUGUUUGUAGAUGUGGGGAGAAUCGUUCGUUCGUCUGCAUUUAUAUCACAUUUCCUAAAGCGCCUGCUUAAAAGAAAAAAAAACAGUGUUUCCUACGGCGAAGUGCGUCUUUCUUCUCAUCAGCUCAGCGUUCGCUUUCCAUUUUGUUAAUAAUAAUCAUUUUCCGUAGACGCAAUAAUUGUCCAACGUACCCUCAAGCGAAAAACUGGCGGUUAACGGCGACGUAGCACUCUCUCUUUUUAUUAUUAUUGCUGAAGGAUAACUAGCGCAAGCUCCUGUCGCGCUAGAAAUGAUGGCUUCAGGAAAUUUUGGUGAAGGCUCGGUAAAGCUGUUGAACGCACUAGACGCUCCGAUGGAUCACAGCGGCAGCAAUUCAGUGGUGCAUACACGCAUCGGGGACGUGCUGCACUCCACCAUCUCAAUGGAAAAGUCAGAAGAGGUAGACACGGAGGAGGGGGAAACGGUUCCCACGUCGCUACAAGCCAUCGGACGGCAGGCACCGGUAGGCUUCCACACCAUCAGCUCGCAGCUUGCCUCCGCGGGCAGCACAUGUGUGUUUUACCCCUUUGACGUUCUCAAGACUCGAUUCAUGGCCCAGGACGGCACUGCGCUGCGGCAGAGCAACGGCCAGGUCUACAAGUCCAUUCCGCGCGCCCUGUCCGUGAUUUACAAGGAGGAGGGCAUUCAAACCCUUUUUCGUGGGUGUCCGGUGGCCGUAUCUGGUGCCAUUGUGGCGUGGGGUGUGUACAUGUACCUGUACCGUCUGCUGUGCAACGUGACCGAGUACACGUCCUAUCUAGGCCGGUCUUCGGUGUCCGUCGUCUCCAGCGGCGUCUCGUCCUGCGUGGCGUGUCCGAUUUUUCUGAUCAAGUCACGCAUGCAGCUCGAGGAGGCCAACCGCACGAAUCACUACCGAUCCUUCUGGAGAGGGCUCCGCUACACGGUGUCCACGAGCGGGGUCCGUUCACUGUGGCGAGGUCUGUCGCUGCAGCUGUGUCUCAUGUUUCCUAAUGCGCUGGGCAUUCCCACCUACGACACACUCAAGCGGCUGGUGCUGCGGUACCGCUGGCACCAUGCCGUGACGACGGAGUUGAACUUGUUUGAGAUUGGCGUCUGCUCCACCCUGACAAAGAUUUGGAUUCUCAUCCUUUCUCACCCGCUUGUGAUGCUGAAGGUGAGAAUGCAGGACGAGCGCGCCGUUCUGGGGGCGGUGCAGUACCGCACCGUUCCGCAGAGCAUCUCGAAUGUGCUCAAGACGCGGGGGGCCCGUGGCAUGUACCGCGGAUUCACCACCGCCCUCGUACACUCCCUGCCCCGAUCUUUGCUGCAUUACGUCAUGUACGAGAAAGCGCUCUCCGUGCUAUGUAGCCGGCAGGGAACGUAA
Molecule: messenger RNA, 1413 nt
Organism: Leptomonas pyrrhocoris
Lineage: Eukaryota; Euglenozoa; Kinetoplastea; Trypanosomatida; Trypanosomatidae
Product: putative mitochondrial mitochondrial carrier protein
Exons: 1
Coding region: 319-1413 (364 amino acids)
Biological process (GO): nucleotide transport; folate import into mitochondrion
Molecular function (GO): FAD transmembrane transporter activity; folic acid transmembrane transporter activity
Source: RefSeq, a predicted model, not a curated record